Molecule: messenger RNA, 1306 nt
Organism: Zingiber officinale
Lineage: Eukaryota; Viridiplantae; Streptophyta; Magnoliopsida; Zingiberales; Zingiberaceae
Product: purple acid phosphatase 17-like
Exons: 6
Coding region: 122-1120 (332 amino acids)
Molecular function (GO): ferric iron binding; ferrous iron binding; acid phosphatase activity
Source: RefSeq, a predicted model, not a curated record
CUGUCCCUCGACGCCUUGAUCGACUAUAAAGCUUGGUCCUACCCUUCCGAGUUCCGCCUCAAUUCCAGCGACCGGUGUCGGAUCUUUAGUCGCGCCUUGGAAAUCGAAACUUUCUUGAGGCAUGGCAUUCAUCGCGAUCCAAAGAGUGGCGCUGACCGUCGUCCUCCUCGCGGCGACGAUGGCGCCGGCGCUCGUCCCUUGCUACGCCGAGUUGCAGCGGUUCGAGCGCUCUCCAAAGGCCGACGGGUCGCUCAGUCUAUUGGUCGUCGGAGAUUGGGGAAGGAAUGGGAUGUUCAAUCAAUCGGAAGUGGCGACUCAGAUGGGGAGGAUCGGAGAGCAGCUGGAUAUCGAUUUUGUGAUAUCCACCGGAGAUAACUUCUACGAGGACGGCCUCACCGGCGUCGACGACAAGCAAUUCGAGGAGUCAUUCACCAACGUUUACACCGCAAACAGUCUGCAAAAGCAGUGGUACAGUGUUCUGGGUAACCAUGACUACAGAGGCAAUGUGUUAGCACAACUGAGUCAUGUUCUUCGUAGCAUAGACAGCAGAUGGCUCUGCUUGAGAAGCUUCGUUCUGAAUGCAGAGAUCGUGGACUUCUUCUUCGUGGACACAACUCCAUUUCAGAAAUCUUACUGGGCCAACUCAACGAAACAUCACUAUGACUGGAGAGGAGUUGCACCUCGCGACACUUACAUUUCGACUCUACUGAAGGACUUGGAUGCAGCACUGCAAGAAUCCACAGCACCAUGGAAGAUUGUUAUUGGGCACCACACGAUGAGGAGUGUCAGUGAACACGGAGACACACCCGAACUUAUAGCUCUACUACUCCCUGUUCUUAAGUCCAAUGGUGUGGAUUGGUACGUCAAUGGCCAUGACCAUUGCCUGGAGCAUAUCAGCAGCAAGGACAGUCCAAUUCAGUAUCUCACUAGUGGAGGUGGCUCCAAGGCAUGGAGGGGCGUUUUCACUCCAAACGCAGACAAGCUUCGAUUCUUCUACGAUGGGCAAGGCUUCAUGGCCGUGCAGCUCACCAGGUCAACUGCCGAUUUAUCAUUCUACGAUGUGUUUGGCCGAGUUCUUUACAAGUGGAGUGCGCCCAAGUUUCUCCACCGGGCAGUGUAGGGCAUGCAGGUAAGCCAUGGGUGGAUCGUUUGUGAAUAUACGUCAGUGUGCAAGAUUGCACUCCACUGGCGAUUACGUGAUAAUCUAGAAUGAUGUUGUAAAAUUGGAAUUGUGAUUGGACAUGAAUUGUGGGGCGUAUUCUGUCCUAUCAAACAGAUAAUGAUGACUACAAAACUUUGCGUGAUU